GUCCUCUCGUAUUCCUCUCGUGACCCUCCGUCUUUCCCAUUUCCCAGUCCGACUUCGUGAGCCUUCUCUCUCUCUCGAUCUUCAAAGUUGAAUCAGUCUCAAACUCUCUGUCUCUCAUUCCCAGCGGCGACCCGCGACCCUUCUCACUCUCAAUCUCUCGCACCUCGCCGUCAGCUUCGUCUUCCGUUUCGAGUCUCGACGGCAAAAGAGAGUGCUCUGUACCUGAAGAUGUUCUCUGGAAAUUUUGAAGUGUGGGAAACUCAUCUACCCUCGUAAAUUCGUUGGAAAAUUUAAGACGAGUUUGUAGGACUGUGGAUGGUUGUGCAAGCCUUGCGUCUAAGGAUAUUCUUCCCUCUGUCAUCCUGCUCAUACAAUCUCUCCCUUACCCUUCUGGUUGCCAUCUUCUCACAUUGCGUCUAAGGAUAUUCUUCUCUGGUCCUGAACAGGCUCAUUUGAAACGGGCCGGGUUAGGUCCAGUUCCAGUGAUCAGAUUUGCAAUACCCGGCCCGGCUUGUUUCGUUUCCUUUUUAAGCGGGUCCGGUCCGGUCCUUCCAAAUUUGGGCCUGGCCCCGGCCCGUCCCCACCCCUAUCUUUGAGGCUCCGUUAAGUUUUAACCCAGUCUUUGAGCGGAGAUGAAUUUUUAUCUAAAUUAGACCAUAUUUUCACCAUUUAGCCGUCUACCCCUUUCAGUUUCACUGUUUCAGCUUCGAUUAAAACUUCAAUUGUCUUUGUCCCUUUCCCUACCAUCGAUUACCAAUUGGGGUUUUGAUUGACCUUGCCAGUUGAUUUGAUCAGUAAUGGAUAACACAGCACUGCAAGAGUGCUCUGUACCUGAAGAUGUUCUCCGGAAAAUUUUAAGUGUGGGAAACUCAUCUACCCUCGUAAAUUCGUUGGAAAAUUUAAUACAAGUUUGUAGAACUGCGGAUGGUCGUGCAGGCCUUGCGUCUAAGGAUAUUCUUCCCUCUGUCAUCCUGCUCAUACAAUCUCUCCCUUACCCUUCUGGUUGCCAUCUUCUCACAUUAUGUUUAAAGCUCCUAAGAAAUCUUUGUGCGGGAGAGAUUGCAAAUCAGGACUCAUUUAUUGAAAGAAAUGGAGUGGCAAUCAUAUUGAAUGUUUUGAACUCCGCAAGUCUUUCUUCGGAGCCAGAUACUGGGAUCGUUCGGUUGGGGUUGCAAGUUCUCGCUAAUGUUUCAUUGGCUGGACAACGGCAUCAGUGUGCAAUUUGGCAGCAACUUUUUCCAAAAGAAUUUGUUGCUAUAGCAAGAGUUCAGAGCCGGGAAACUUGUGAUCCCUUGUGCAUGGUUAUCUAUGCUUGUUGUGAUGGAAGCCCUGAACGGUUUGCCCAACUUUGCGGUGAUCGUGGGAUAACUAUCGUGAAACAGAUUGUAAAGACUACUGCUGCAGUUGGUUUCGGAGAAGAUUGGUACAAGUUGAUUCUUUCAAGAACCUGCUUAGAAGGACCUUACUUCCAGUCACUUUUCUCAAAUUUAGGAUUUGUUGGUGCUACUGAGAAUGGCGAAGACACUGAAUUUAGAGAAGACGUUUUCUCAACUGAGCAAGCAUUUUUCUUGAGAAACAUAUCUGACAUCUUGAAUGAGCGGCUUCAAGAGAUUACUGUGCCUAGUGAUUUUGUACUGUGUGUCUUUGGGAUAUUUAAGAAAUCUGCUGGGAUUCUUAAUUAUGCCACAAGAGGCAAGUCUGGACUUCCAACAGGUUCUAUUAUGAUAGAUGUUCUAGGAUACUCACUCACAAUCCUGAGAGAUGUAUGUGCUCAGAAGUCCGUAAGAGGCUCUAACGAGGACCUGGGGGAUGCUGUUGAUGUUUUGCUGUCCCAUGGCCUCAUAGAAUUACUUUUAUGUUUGCUUCGUGAUCUUGAGCCGACAUCAGUGAUGAGGAAAGCUAUCAAGCAAGGUGAGGACCAAGAUGGACCAAAGCCUUCUUCCUUAAAACCCUGCCCUUAUAAAGGAUUUCGGAGAGAUAUAGUGGCAGUCAUUGGCAAUUGCACAUAUAAAAGGAAGCUUGUACAAGAUGAGAUUAGACAUAAGGAUGGGAUUCUUCUGCUCUUGCAACAGUGUGGCCUUGAUGACGACAAUCCGUACUUAAGGGAGUGGGGCAUUUGGUGCGUGAGGAACUUAUUCGAAGGCAACGAAGAAAACGAAAGGGUAGUGGCUGAAUUGGAGCUUCAAGGGGCUGUUGAUACACCAGAAAUUGCUCAACUUGGUCUUCGAGUAGAGGUGAAUCCAGAAACUAGACGGCCAAAGCUUGUUAACAUCCCAUGAAGAAGGUAGUUAAAUCUGACGCUGAUUAGUGAUCAAGAAGCUGAUUAGAUUCGAUUAGAUGAAUCCAUAAAUGCGUGAUUUUCUCGUUAUAAAUUUUUUCUGAGCUCAGGUGUUUUGCGCGGUUGUUUGUAUUUGAUCUGGUUAGUAAGCAAAAUUUCGGAGUAGUGCAAACAGCAUGAAGGGAUGGAUUGUAUUGUAUUGAAUUGACUUCCGAAUUUCUUGCAAUGUCAAACCUUCGUCUCCUUGUCGAUCAA
Molecule: messenger RNA, 2533 nt
Organism: Malus domestica (apple)
Lineage: Eukaryota; Viridiplantae; Streptophyta; Magnoliopsida; Rosales; Rosaceae
Cellular component (GO): cytosol
Source: RefSeq, a predicted model, not a curated record